UUCUUAUCUCCUGAUAAGACAUACCAUGUUGAGUCACUCUGCACAUGCUCUGUUUGGUGUGUAUUGCUAGAAAGGUUUUUUUUUCUUGAGAGAGUGCAUGUGAUCAGCACAGGGCCAAUCGGCACUGUCCAGACAGAGGAUCAGGGGUUCUGCAUUCUCCUAGAGCAGAAAGAAAACUCCUCCUACAAGCUUUAACCAGUGCUCUGCUGAAGUCACAAGACUGCUCUAACUGCUGAUGAGAAAAGGUAUUUAGCAGUUUACAUUUACUAAAAUAAUUGCAUUUCUAUGUUCUGUGUACUGUGGGAGACCAGAUAUAGUGAAAGCAGGGUCUCGG
Staurois parvus is the source of this 334-nucleotide messenger RNA. The record is from the annotation of a GenBank genome assembly. Lineage: Eukaryota; Metazoa; Chordata; Amphibia; Anura; Ranidae.